AUGAGCAGGCUUACCGUCGACUCUGCAGCCGAUGGAUUGAGCAGUACCCAAAACCUCCUUGACAGUACCAGACAACUCCUUGGCAAAGGACUUGGAUCUCAUCUCACGGGCAAUGUUGAUGAUCUCAUCGAAGGCAAUGCUACCGUUGUGCUUGACGUUCUUCUCCUUCUUUCUGUCUCUUGGGGGUUCCUUAAGAGCAGUGAUGAGGAGAGAAGAGGCAGAGGGAACAACCGAGACAGCGGCUUGACGGUUUUGGAUGGUCAAUUGAACAGUGACACGGAUACCCUUGAAGUUCUUGGUGGCCUUGGCGAUAUCUUCACCGACCUUCUUGGGGGAGAGACCAAGAGGACCGAUCUUGGGGGCAAGAGUGGCAGAAGCACCAACUUCACCACCGACAGCACGGAGGAAGAGGAUUUUAACUUCGUUGGGGUCGAUCUAAAUUGA
This is a messenger RNA of Sugiyamaella lignohabitans, 444 nucleotides long. RefSeq names its product 60S ribosomal protein L12. The transcript has a single exon. Bases 1 to 444 code for a protein of 147 amino acids. NCBI's taxonomy places the organism in Eukaryota, Fungi, Ascomycota, Dipodascomycetes, Dipodascales, Trichomonascaceae. The record is from RefSeq and is a predicted model, not a curated record.